AAGGCAUUAAUCGUGAGACGCGUGCGCACCGUCUUUCCGGAGCUGCGCUGUACGAUUUACGAGGCCCUUGCUCUUCUCCAGCCGUGACAGACUGCAGCUCAGCUAGCAUCGCAACCUGGUCCGUCUGAGGAGGAGAAACGCUCAGUUCCGAGUUUUCUGGAGACGCGAUGGCCGACGAGGUUGACAGACCGUACGCUGGUCAGGAGGGGGAGAUCAACGACAAACUUGUUCUCGACCUGGCAUGGGAGCGGCAGCAGAAGAAGACCUUCACUGCCUGGUGUAACUCUCACCUAAGGAAGCUGGGCAUCCAAAUAAAGGAACUGGACACCGAUUUCCGUGAUGGGCUGAAUCUCCUGAAACUCCUGGAGAUCAUCGCGGGAGAGAAGCUCCCGCCGGCAGAGAAGAGGGGGAAGAUGAGGGUCCACAAGAUCGCCAAUGUCGGGAAAGCUCUCAGCUUCAUCGCCAGCAAGGGAGUCAAACUGGCCGGGAUUGGAUCCGAGGAAAUUGUUGAUGGGAACUUGAAGAUGACUCUGGGUAUGAUUUGGACCAUCAUCCUCCGUUUUGCCAUCCAAGACAUCUCCGUGGAAGAACUGUCUGCCAAGGAAGGUCUCCUUCUGUGGUGCCAGAGAAAGACAGCUCCUUACAAGAACGUCAACGUCCACAACUUCCACAUGAGUUUCAAGGAUGGUCUGGCAUUCUGUGCCCUGAUCCACCGCCACCGUCCAGAACUGAUCGACUACGACAGCCUCAAGAAGGGUGAUGACAUGCACAACCUGAACCUUGCCUUUGAGGUGGCAGAGAAGCACCUGGACAUCCCCAAGAUGUUGGACGCCGAGGACCUUCACAAUACCCCCAAGCCGGACGAGCGAGCCGUCAUGACGUACGUGUCCUCAUACUACCACGCCUUCUCGUCCUCCGCCCGGGCAGAGCAGGCGGCCAAGAGGAUCGGGAAGGUUCUCAACGUCAACCAGGAGAACGAGAGAAUGAUGCAGGAAUAUGAGACUAUGGCCAGCGAUCUCCUGGAGUGGAUUCAGAGGACCAUGCCGUGGCUCAACGACCGCUCGCCUGAGAAGAACCUGACGGAGGCGCAGGAGAAGCUGGAGGAGUUCCGUCAGUACGGCACAGCCACCAAACCUCCGAAAUCAGACGAGAAGGCCAAACUGGAGGCUCACUUCCACACUCUCCAGACGAAGCUGAGGCUGAGCAGUCGCCCUGCCUACGUACCCUCCGAGGGGAAACUGGUGUCAAACAUCAGCGCGGCCUGGAAGACUCUGGAGGAGGCCGAGAAGGAGAAGGAGGAGUUCCUCAGGAGUGAACUGAGGAGGCUGCAGAGGCUGGAGCUGCUGGCUGCCAAGUUUGAUGCGAAGGCGUCAAAGGUGGAGUUGUGGGCAGCCGGGAAAGACGAAGCUCUGGUUGUCACCGAAGACAUCGACAGCAGCAACCUCGCUGAGAUCAUGGCACUGGACAAGAUCCACGAGACGUUCCAGAGUGACAUUGAUGCCGAGAAUAACCGGAUUGCACAGCUGGAGGCCCUCGCCCAGGAGCUCUCUGACUACCAGUAUUACCAUGCCGACGACGUCAACGCCAGGAUGCAGAGCCUCAAGGAGACGGUGGCACAUCUCGGAGAACUGACCAUCGCCCGGGCAGAGAGGAUCAAGGAGGCCAUUGUGAAACAGCAGCAGCUGGAUGCUCUCAGGCUCAACUUUGCCAAGAAAGGCGCCGCAUUCAACAACUGGAUGGACAACACCAUGGACGAUCUCCAGGAGACAUUUGUCUGCUCCUCCAUCGAGGAAGUGGAGCAGCUGCAGGCUGAGCUGGAGGAGUUCAAGGCCGGCCCUCUCCAGGAGGCCAGCGCCAACUACGACGAGUUGAACGGUUUCGUCACCGCCAUGGCUGAACUGGGCUCCACUGAUAACCCCUACACCACUCUCACCCCCACCCUGGUGUACGACAAGUGGUGCAAGGUGCUCGACACAGUUCCAGAGAGAGAGCAGAAACUUGCCGAUGAGAUGGAAAGACAACAGGCCAAUGAAGAGCUGCGUGUGGCGUUUGCAGAGAAGGCCAACUCUCUUGCCGAGUACAUCUCACAGAGGCAGGGCGAACUGGCAGAGCAGAGCAUGAAGGCUCUGGGGACUAUGGAGGACCAACUGCAGGCUCUUGUGGCGUUCGAGGCGGAGACGCUGACUCACCAGCCGGAGAUGGACAGUGCAGAGGAGAUCCACAGGCAGACCCAGGCUGCCCUCAUCUUUGACAACAAACACUCCAAGUUUAGCAUGGAGGGACUCCGUGCCAACUGGACUGGACUGCUGCUGGCCGUCCAACGGGCAAAGAACGAGACUGAGAACCAGAUCCUAAUCCGAGACUCCAAGGGACUCUCCGAGGACCAGAUCAAGGAAUACCGCCAGUCCUUCGACCACUUCGACAGGGACCACUCUGGACAACUGGACAAGAACGAGUACAGAGCCUGUCUCCUCAGUCUGGGGUACAAACUGGGCUCUGAUCCUGUGAGUAAACCCCUGUAAUUUCUACAGUCUUCUGCCCGUAGUGGUCACAAGUUGGCCACUGAUUAAACACCACCAGCUCACCAAAAAGCUGUGUGAGAAUAGGAAAAGGAGUGAGCGCCUUUAAGACAGAACACAGCAUAUUAGUAUACAGUGAGACAUGUCCUAUAUACGUGUGUAAGCUGAUGCACAGUGGUAGGAGUAAGUACAGUUCUCUCUGAUAGUAGUAACCCUAUAGAUAGUGGGGAUUAGAGUUCCGCCACACUCUCCCUCUUCUCCAGACCAACGACCCAGAGUUUGACACGCUGUGGGCGGAGAUUGACCCCAACGAGACGGGCUACGUGACCUUUGAGGCCUUCCUCGACUUCAUGUCCAGGAGAAUGGUGGAUCAGGACACCGCAGAUCAGGUCCUCGAGUCCUUCAAGAUCCUUGCCGGAGAUAAGCCGUACAUCACAGGCGACGAGCUGCGCCGAGAGCUGCCCCCGGAGCAGGCAGAGUACUGUAUUUCCCGCAUGGCUCCCUAUGAGGGAGACGGAGCGCCCGAAGGAGCCCUGGACUACACGUCCUUCUCCUCCGCUCUCUACGGACAGAGCGAGCUGUGAAGGCCGGCGGCUGGCACUGCGUGUGUGGGGCAAAUCGAACACUGCCUUAGAACUGUUGUAGCUCUUAGCUCUACACGUUUGCCUUUUUUACAUUACGUACGUUGUUGAAUUGACUGUGCAUGCGUGUGUAUUUCUUUUCCCUGCUAUAAUAGGCUGAUCAAAUUAUAAUUUUGCAAACUUUACGAAUCAGAUGUAUAUACUGUUAGAGCUGACAUGUACAUAAACACACACACCCAC
Geodia barretti is the source of this 3340-nucleotide messenger RNA. The record is from the annotation of a GenBank genome assembly. Lineage: Eukaryota; Metazoa; Porifera; Demospongiae; Tetractinellida; Geodiidae.